Messenger RNA from Hyalella azteca, 4674 nucleotides. RefSeq lists its product as uncharacterized. Bases 269 to 2587 code for a protein of 772 amino acids. Gene Ontology annotation, cellular component: MSL complex. The record is from RefSeq and is a predicted model, not a curated record. The transcript has 6 exons. Lineage: Eukaryota; Metazoa; Arthropoda; Malacostraca; Amphipoda; Hyalellidae.
AUGAAGAAUAAUAGAUUGUUUCGCCAAAUUAAAGCGCAGUUAACUGCGUAAGAUUUCAACAUGGCUGCCACAUGGCCUUAACUUCUGAAGAUUAAAAACCUAAUUGGCGUGCGACUAUUUACAAAGUACCUCACUAAUCUUGUCAUUCUUAUGCUUAAGUUCAUAAAUAAUCCUGAUUAGUUAUUUAAAAAGUUCAAUAGUGUGAUUUUUCAUUUGUUCUCCAAUAGGUUUUUAUAUGCAAAUUGUUUGAGAUGACUUAAUCAAACAAAUGAGAGGAAUCCGCAGAGAUAAAACCUUCAAACAUGUCUUUAACGCUUCAUCUCUGGACCGAUUGGCUGUUUGCAAGAAACAUGUGAAAAUUUCAUCAUUAAAACGAUCAAAAUAUUUAUUUCUACGCGAUAAAAAAUUUCGAUCAAGUUUAUUGGCUUUGAAUAACAAUUUCUUUAAAGUAAGCAAGGCCAUGGCAAUGCAGUUCAAUCACAUGUUUAUCGAGUGUUUAGAUUCUAAGUCCUCAUUGAGUAAAGAACUUGAGGCCAAACAUUUGAAGGAAUUAGUGCUACUUCAUUUAGAUUUGAUACAACAACAGGCUGAAGAUUUAGCAGCCAGAGAUAAACUUAUCAAGGAACUGAAGGAAGAAAAUAAGAAGCUGCGGGCUUGCCUGGAUUGUGAAAGAAAUCAGAAAAUAUCUCCAGUUAAACUUGGAGUUGACUCAGUGACCACAAAAAGUAACAAUGCUGCAGAAAAGGGCUUGUGCAAGGAAAAUACCUGUGCCAACAAUAAUAACAACACUCGUCUACCCACAAUAUCAGCAAUAUCAAAAGGCAUUGAAAAGAAUGAAAAGCAGUCUACCUCUGAAGGAGGGACUGCUAAUAAUAUUAGUCUGUUAUCAUGUAGAUCAACUCAAGAUAAAAUUGCACAUCACUCACCUGAAACAAAUAGUUCUAGUAAACACAGAGCAGUUUCACCUAGUCUUCGAAUAUUACGGAACAGCUCCACUUUGGCUGCUCAAAAGAGUUGUGUUAAAAUUGAAGGCUUUGUUGGUAAGCCUUUAUCUGAUUUAUCAGUUCCAAUUCGACACUCUCCAAGAUUGGACCAGGUUUGUGGAAGUGACAUCAGCCCCUCAAAUGAUAAUCAAGAAAAUGCUAGUUUUAAUUUGAGUCAAAGUACAAAUCCAAUAAAAAGUGAAGUUUGCAAGAGCAUUAACACAAAUAGUAGUGCGCAUGCGGCUCAAAGGCGGCAUUCAAAACUUUCUCUUAAUAGCAGACCUAGGUCACAAAAUUCACAAGGCAUCUCAAAGAAGUCCACAAGAUCUGAUACCAGUUGCAGUGAGGUAGAUAGCAGUGAUGGUGAGGGUUUACCUGAGUUGGGCAUACCACUCGACUCUAAGAGAGAGUCCUCAUCUGCAGGGCUUGUGGCUUCCAGACAACAUCCUUCCACUACCAAUGCAAAACGGAAGUCUGAUGGUCAAGACAUUGACAAUACAAAGAAGCAGAAACAAACUCAUGAUGGUGCCAUUGUUGAAGACUACUUGAAUCAAAACCUUCAUUUAGUUGGUGCUGACAGUUUAAAUGAUUUAUCUGAUGGCACUGUAAGACACAGCCUCCGAUCACGAGUCCCAGCCAAUGAAUUGUGUGGAAAUACUACUGAAGAUUUGUCCUUUAAGAGUGAAGUCACCUCAGUAGAGGGAAGGAAACGGUUACUCAGGCACACUAAUCCUGAUGUCUUUGAAGAAACUAACGGACAAGUGGAAAUAUCACCGGUUUACAGUAGUGGAAUCAACUUACAAGAACAUGAAAAUGUUUUCUUGAAAGUAGCUUCUGAGGCAGCAGCCAAGUUGAAGGAGCAGAAUGCUAGAGUUCCAGUAUGUUCUGGACGUGCCGUCCGCAGCAAGGAGGGCUACCUCACGACAGAGGAACAUUACUUCCUGCCCACUGAGCCUCCCAUGGACUUGACAGACCCAACUGAAGCCAGUCUCUCCAUGGAGACAGACUUGCCUCCACUCAACAAGCUUGUCGAGAUCCCUCGGUGGAAAGUGUCGGUUCUGACGCCCUUGUAUGUUAUGGAGGGAACAGAGAAUCUGGAGGAUGAAAUAUUCUCAAAACGUCAUCACAAGCUUGAACAGGAUGAGAAACGUAGAAAACGUUGGGAUCUUCAACGUCUCCGCGAGCAACGUCAAUAUGAAAAGCUGCGUGAACGCUAUGAGGUUCGCAAUUCUGCUGUACCGUCAACAUCCGCUGACCCUGAGUCCUCAUGUGCCACUGGCACCCUCUGCCACCUUCACUCAGGGGCCGCAUGCUCCUCCACCACUUCAUGUACCGGCAGUAAGCUUAGUGGCACUAAAGGUGGAGGUGGUGCUGGUGGAGUGUGCAUCGGUGCAAGUGUUGGCAGUGGGGCAGGAGGAAGCAUUGCGGAAGUUGGUUCCCUGUGGCCCGAGCCAUGCAGCGCUAUGUUCCUGGAGGUCACUGACAAAGUUCCUGUUUGUGCUUUUGGUCAACCAUGCGCAGUGUUGCCUCCUGUUGAGUUCAGCCUACCAUGGCUGACGGGCGGGCAACUGGAGAACACUUUAGUGCGACGCAAGCGGCGUUGAGCUCCUCACUCCUUGAUGACAUCCAUGGCAACUUUUCCUUAAUAUCAUUCCGUUUCUCUGAACCAUUUACGUGAAACGUAUCUCUGAACCAUUCAUCUGUAAUGUUUCUGUGAACUAUUUCCCAAAGAAAAUUAUUUUUGACGAGCUUCGGUCAAUUCUAGUGGCCAUAUUCUGAUUUUACAGCAUCUUUGUAUUGGUUUGAUUUAUAUGUUUUUAUUGGCUUUGUAUGAUCCGCAUUAUAUCAUUUCAAGCUUAGCAUCCUUUUCCCUAUGUUCAUGCUUUAUUUAUGAAUUCAUAAAUUUUAUUCUUAUUUUGAUCAGUUUCUAAUAUCACUACCUCUUCUAGAUCCAUAUCUGAUUUCUAUGCCUUUUUCGACUGAUGGAAUUAUUCCGCCUGUGUGAUUGAUGGUAAUGGAUGUUUAAGAAAAAUUCUUAUGUAGAAUUUCCUUUUUCGAGGCAUUAUUAGUCUAAGGGAGAUACGAUUCCUGAAAUGUCUGACUUUCUGAUAUUUAGUGGAUGCUUAAUAUGCUCUGAAUCUUCUGGAAAUUAUUUUUUACUCUUCGAAUAUUCACAAGGGCGUUACAUUUUUGUUUGUUUUUACUACUAGAUUAUUAAUAUGUCGCGCAACGUUUCAAAUUAAUUUUCAUCUUUAAUCAUUACUCAUAUAGAUAGAUCUUGCCUGGUGAAGUCAUUCGACUAAUUAGACAAAUAAAUCCAAUUCACUUUUUUGCAAAAUUCUGCUUUCAUUCUGUCUUGAUUGCUUACGAUCAUCUGAUGAUUUAAACAAAAAAAAUUUUUUUUCGCCUUAUUUUAUGACCGAGAGUACUGAGUGUUUUUUUUAUAAGUCGUUAAAAAUCAUUUAAAUGAUGCCAGCCGCCCCUGUUGUCUUAUUGUUGCUCUCCCGUCAAAAGCCACUUGAAAUAUGCGUGUCUCUUUCUGUUGUUAUUGUAUUUGAAAAACUUUUUUCGCUUGUUGACACCAUUUUUUAAUUUGUUCAGUUGUUUCAAAUGUUUCCUGCAUUUUUGUAAUGUGGAUCUAUAUGGAAGAUGAAUAGUUUCGCAUCACAACUGACUCAGGUUGACUUACUAUGCUACUUGAUUGAGGAUGACGUACUAGCAUUUUCGAGUAUAUUUUACCGUUUUUAUGCCCUGGUAGGACUUCUUCGUGCCUAUUGCAAGUCUUACUAACGAGUCGCUAGUUGAUGGCUUUUGAUGCCAUUCCUUCGCUAUCUCAUGCGCAAUUAAUUUUUUUACAGCAAUACCUGCGCGGUAAAUUCUCACUACUAUGUUUAGUGCGUGGGCAGUGUUGGACUGCAUAUUUAGAAUGCUUAAUAUUUUUAUUUUGUCGUAACCGUAGAACGGAUUGUUAGCAUCGGUGCUACAGCAACGUCAGCCGAGUUUUAAACUUUGAAAGCUUCAUUGCUGCGAAAAUAUGCGGUAAAAUAAUCGUAGGUCGGACGUCUUUCUUUUCAUGUGGCACAGAAAAUUUUUAUUCAUCUUACAUGCCUUGAUCGCAUGGUCACCUUUUCCAGUCAAGAUUUAAAAGCCUGCACGCGUUAUGCCAUUUCUUCUUCUCGGCUUCCUAACAAUUUUCUAUACAAGUGUGAUGUGUUCAAACUUGAUAUCAGCGUUAUGAAACUCAUUCUAAAUGAAAGUCAUUGAUCUCGGGUGUAUAGUUGCCAAGUAAAAGUGGGUAUAUAAUUUCCGUCUGAUGAACCGAUCAUUCUUGUGAUGGAAGGACAUACUGUGCGGUCAAGUUAUCCUGCGAAUUAAGUACAUUGAUUCCUAAACACGAAAACAUUAUAUGGUAAACACUAAUAUGUAGGUUAGACUUAAGGAUUAACAUGAUCUGACUGUGAUUUUAGCUCUUAUCGGGAGUAAAAUAGAGCGUGAAGAUACGAUAAAUCACUGCAUUUGAUACCAGCUGCACUGGUAUUUCAGUUACGUUCUGCUUUUAACUCUAAUGAAUUUUCGUUUGAAGUGCGCUGUGAAAAUGGCAGAUUUCUUAGUUAUACCAGGGUCGUUCAGGGAAAUUCGCUGGCUUCUGUUUUCUGGAACAUUGCAAGUAAUUAAAAGAGUAUCUAUCGAC